This is a messenger RNA of Trichoderma citrinoviride, 1727 nucleotides long. RefSeq lists its product as hypothetical. NCBI's taxonomy places the organism in Eukaryota, Fungi, Ascomycota, Sordariomycetes, Hypocreales, Hypocreaceae. The coding region runs from base 144 to 1619 and encodes 491 amino acids. The transcript has 4 exons. Gene Ontology annotation, cellular component: chromatin; nucleolus. Gene Ontology annotation, molecular function: peptidyl-prolyl cis-trans isomerase activity; macrolide binding. The record is from RefSeq and is a predicted model, not a curated record.
CUCUUUUUUUUCCUUCUUCACGACGCGAUUUCCUUGAACAACUCGGGACGAGCAGAACCGCAUUCUCUUCGCGACUUCUUUCUCUUCUCUUCUUGUGAUUCUACUUACUAAAGUCAUUACCGUCAUCUAACACAUCUGUUGCAAUGGCUGCUGUUCCCGGUCCCGUCUAUGGCCUCGAGGUCCCGCCUGGAGAGGUGCUGAUCCCGGCCAACUUGGAGUUUCCUGCCUCUUUCCGCAUCACCAUGGCCGCUCUCGACCCUACUGAGGAGCCCGAGCUUGAUGACUCUAAGCCCACCCCUUCAGUCCCUCGCUCAACUCUGCGCCUGAUCAAGCGCGCCUUCCCUGACCAGGAUGGCAACGAUGAUGAGAAUGACCUCGAUGAAGAGUACAUGAGAGCCCUUCUCGGCAACUCUGACGACGAGGAUGACGAGGCCAACGGCGGCCCCAGCGACCCCGCCAAGGCUAAGAAGCAGAAGCAGGCUGCUGCCAUCAAGCAGCUUCUCGAGGCCACCAACGGCGAGGGCUCAGAAGAUGAGGACAUGGAGGAUGCCGAGGCCAACGGCGUCAAGCCCAAGAAGGGCAAGAAAGAGAACGCCAAGGGCAAGGGCAAGGGCAAGGGCAAGGCCGUUGAGCAGGAAGUUGAGGAGGAGGAGGACGAUGAGGAUGACGAGGACGACUUCGACGAGGAGGAGGGCGGCGAUCUCGAGAACUUUGUUCUCUGCACUCUCGACACUGAGAGGAACUACCAGCAGCCUCUCGACAUCACUGUCAACCAAGGCGAGAAGGUCUUCUUCUGCGUCUCGGGAACACACACUGUUUACCUGACCGGCAACUACAUCAUGGAUGAUGAUGAGGAGGACGAUGAGGAUGGCGAGGAUGACUAUGACCUGUCUCCCGAUGAGCUGGAGUAUGCCAUGGGCGAGGAUGACAGCGAGGAGGAGAGCGACGACCUUGAUGAUAUUGCGGACCCCCGUGUCACCGAAAUCGAGACUGACGAGGAGGAGGCUCCCCAGCUGGUGGCCACCGACAACAAGAAGGGCAAGAACAAGCGCUCUGCUGCCGAGGCCGAGGGUCUUGAUGAUCUCAUGGCCAAGUCUGCUGAUUCCAAGCUUUCCAAGAAGCAGCAGAAGAAGCUCAAGAACAACAAGGGCGAGGCUGUGGCCGCUGAGGAGAAGGAGAAGGAGGAGACCAAGAAGGACGCCAAGAAGGUCCAGUUCGCCAAGAACUUGGAGCAGGGUCCUACCGGCUCAGCUGAGAAGGCCAAGAAGGCGGCCAAGCCCUCUCUCGGAGUUAAGAACGUCCAGGGCGUGACGAUUGACGACCGCACUAUCGGCAAGGGCCGCACUGUCAAGAACGGCGACACCGUUGGUGUCCGCUACAUUGGCAAGCUCCAGAACGGACAGCAGUUUGAUGCCAACAAGAAGGGCAAGCCUUUCUCCUUCAAGAUUGGCAAGGGCCAGGUCAUCAAGGGCUGGGACAUUGGCAUUGUGGGCAUGGCCAUCGGUGGCGAGCGUCGCCUGACGAUUCCCGCCCACCUGGCCUACGGCUCCAAGAGCCUGCCUGGCAUCCCCGCCAACAGCACAUUGACCUUCGAUGUUAAGCUGCUCGAGAUCAAAUGAAGCACAGUGUCUUAUUAAACUUGGGACUGGCGUUGGAUGACUUCCACGGUUGCGUGUCUUAAUUAUUUGCUCGCAUUCUCUCGACCACGUGGAAAGUCGGGCAUGGUU